Messenger RNA from Adineta ricciae, 2109 nucleotides. NCBI's taxonomy places the organism in Eukaryota, Metazoa, Rotifera, Eurotatoria, Adinetida, Adinetidae. The record is from the annotation of a GenBank genome assembly.
AUGUACUGUUUUUUUCUAAUCCUAGCUUCAUUGCUAUUUACAAAUACUUAUUCCUUUAUACUAACUGAUUUAUGCCCUAAUGUAUCAUGUAAUUGUACGCUAGCUGAUUAUCAAGAUUUAACUAUUCUUUGUGAUCCAACAGUGAAUCUUACUGAACUUCCUACACUUAACAAUAGUACACUCCAACAUAAUGUUACUCAGCUACGUUUGGCCUCAUCAACCAAUGGUAUUCGUGGUCAUCUGAUAGAAUUUCCAUCAAAUAUUUCAGUAUCGUAUCCAAAGAUUGCCAUUCUUGAUCUUUCGUUCAAUAUGAUUCGAGGCCUGUUGAAUACAUCGAAACUGGCCGGUCUCGGUUCGAAUCUUCUGAUAAUUGAUCUGUCGGACAAUUUUAUCACUGAUAUAACAAUGAAUUUCUUCCAAGCCAAUGGAAUGUUACAAUCGAUUAAUCUGUCGAAGAAUAACUUGACGCGAAUGCCGUCGAUCAAUAGUGCAACCUUUGUCGCUUUUCCGUCGGAACUGAUAAAUAUGAAUUUUAGCUCGAAUCAGAUCACUAAUCUCGAUCUUUGGCCACUAUUUGUUAAAACCGGAAAGACAAUGGUCAUUGAUUUAAGUCAUAAUUUGAUUGCAAAUUAUACGAAUCAAAUUCCUAUAUCUCUUCAACAGUUCACUGAAACGCCCGAUCCACGUUUUCUCUACGUAAAUGACAAUCAAUUGGAGCGUUUAUCUGAUGUUUUACUUGAACAGUACGGUGCCUGUUCUACCUCGACAAACUCUAACAGUGUCGCCUUCUUCGUUGUUGGCAUCUCAAAUAUGUUAUUAACAAAUAAUCCUCUAAUAUGUGAUUGUGAAUCAUAUUAUCUAGUUUCAUACAUUCAAGACAAUAUCAAUGAUUUCCCUCAAAUGUUAAAUCGAUCUGCAUUGAUAACCCAAGCCAAAUGUACAUCGCCUUCAUCUAUGAAUGGGCAAAUAUAUCUAUUUUCAAACAUCACAGAAACUAACUUUUGCGCAAAUUAUCGUCUACCAAAUCUGACUGAUAUUUUCUGUUCGGUUUAUCCAAAUGACACACUGCAUACUCUAGCACCACCAUCGUAUUGGUCAUCUACAUCAACAGCAGUCACACUACAAACAACAGUCGCCAAUGGUACAAUGACUAUUUCAACAAGUGGGUCCGGUGGUUCGAUUAACGGAACGAAUGACACAUCAAAGUCAAGCUCGCCCUCAUGGUACAUUAUACUAGGCAUUGUGCUAGGUCUUCUCUUGAUAAUCAUUUUAAUCGUUCUUGGUAUUAUUCUAUGUAAAGAUCGGUUAUUACCGGCCAAAUGUCGUUCAUUGUUAAGAAAUGAAUUUCCGAAUACAAACAAUUCUUAUGCAACGAUUAUUCAUGAAAGGCAGAUGUCAUCACACGCAUUGCCAUCGAACAUCAAUCACGGAAAUAACCAUACAAUGCGGGCAAAUCAUACAUUGUCCAACAGUUUUCCUCCUUGGCUAGAUCAAAACUAUCCUGAACAAGAAACUCAAACCAGUGUACAAAUUCUUCGUUCUAAAUCAUCGACUGGAACAAAACGUCCUUCACAAAGAACUAUCCUGCCAACCUCUUCCUCAAAAGUUCAAGUAUCAUCAACACAGUCGACUUCUAUACCUACGGGUACGAAGAAUAUCGUCAAAGGUAUUCCACUUGCGGCUAUUCAAUCCAGAUCGAAUCCUGAUACAUUCGAAUUAAAUAUGUCAUCCGUUCCUGUAACACCGUCCAAACGAGCCACGUUUUUGCCUCAAGUGAAAAGCGGUAUCUAUACUGAUUCGAAAACUCACAAUUUACUGAAUACGUCUGCUGGAGCUCUAGCGACAAAUGAGCGACAACGUCGUCGAAGUACGAUGUGGUUACGGAAACAAUAUCAAAAUCAAACAACAACAUCGUACACUCGAGCACAAUCGAUGACAGCACGAAAGAGUAGUUUCAAUGAAGAGAACUCCUCCGAUGAAGAAGAAAUUUCCAUUCCGACAAUAGAAAGCUCUACUGACAAAUCACUGAAGUCUAUGCAUGCUUUACCGAUAAUCAAUAUUUCUGGUCUUCCCUCUUGGGUCGAUGAUGAUAUUGAUCAACAGAAAUAA